AAUCGCGAAUUUCGUCUUUGGCAACAACUCGAGCAAUCCGUCAACAAACGUCUCCCUCCGUCUACCCCAAACGAUACUCUGCGUCUACACGCCCAAUCGAGAAAUUGCAUUCAUCCUUAAUAAUGGCCAGCGCACUCUACAACGCUCUGUUCCGCAAGAACUUCCAAAUGCUGGGUGCGGUCUUCGCUGGAGCUUUCGUGUUCGAGCUGGGAUACAACCAAGGCAUGAACAAGCUGUGGGAUUACAACAACAGAGGGCGCCAAUGGAAGGACAUCCGAUCCCGAUAUGUUGAGCAGGAGGAUGAGGAAUAAAUCACUACAAGUCGAGGCUGGGAGGUGAUGACACUUCAAGGGGGACACAAAACCCUGCUUCUAUAGUUCUGUACUUUAUAGACGGAUCCGAACAAUCCUAUUGCAAAUAUACCCCUUAGCCUGUUGCAAUGUGCCAGAAGAGCCUAUCGCAGGUGUUUUCUAGCUCAUCGCCGUGUUAGACAUUGGCAUGGCAUCAGAGGUUGGAAAUGGAAACGGAAUGUACAUGCUCAAAAACUCCAACACGAGUUACUCACGCGCUUCCUCGUUUCUAUGAACUGUGAAUGCCUGUUGUAGACCCUGACUUGAAUACAGGGCGUAAGAGUCUGAGCUACCAACAUUUGCUCUACCUGACAAUGACAACC
This is a messenger RNA of Pseudomassariella vexata, 673 nucleotides long. Its product is annotated as cytochrome b-c1 complex subunit 9. Bases 123 to 311 code for a protein of 62 amino acids. The record is from RefSeq and is a predicted model, not a curated record. Gene Ontology annotation, biological process: mitochondrial electron transport, ubiquinol to cytochrome c. The transcript is spliced from 5 exons. Lineage: Eukaryota; Fungi; Ascomycota; Sordariomycetes; Amphisphaeriales; Pseudomassariaceae.